AUGCAUUAUACUGGUAGACAUUUGCUGCUUUUGAUGAUUACUUCAUGUUUUCAUGCAGUGGGCAGCGCAGACUUAGACGUUGAAGUGGACGUGUUAAACCGAUGUUUAGAUGCUAAGCAUCAUAAAAAAACUCCUGAAAUGGAACCCGGUGGACUCAAAUAUUGUUCGCCAUGGAGCAAAAGAUCGUGUUGUACCAACAAAACGUCUCAAAGUAUCGAGAGAGACGGAAUGUUAACGUUGUAUAACAUGAAAUGGGAUCACUGCAGUCGUAAUGUUAGCAAAGCUUGUAGAGAGUGGUUCUUGAGGGAUACAUGUUUUUAUGAAUGUUCACCGAACAUUGGUUUAUACAUUGUUGUAGACAAAAGAUCUAAGGUCACUCGAAGGGAAAGGAUAGUAGAUGUGCCUUUAUGUGCAAGCGACUGCGAUGACUGGUAUAAUGCUUGCAAAGACGACUUCCUCUGCUCAGAUAGUUUUUUGAAAAGUUGGAUAAAGACAAAGAAGGGCGACCUGUGCGAUAAAGAAUGCAAGACAUUUAAAGAGCAUUUCAAUAACGCCGAAAAUUUUGUAAAAAUAUUUUGA
Xenia sp. Carnegie-2017 is the source of this 579-nucleotide messenger RNA. RefSeq names its product folate receptor gamma-like. Gene Ontology annotation, cellular component: external side of plasma membrane. Gene Ontology annotation, molecular function: signaling receptor activity. The record is from RefSeq and is a predicted model, not a curated record. The transcript has a single exon. NCBI's taxonomy places the organism in Eukaryota, Metazoa, Cnidaria, Anthozoa, Malacalcyonacea, Xeniidae. The coding region runs from base 1 to 579 and encodes 192 amino acids.